AUGAUUUACUUUUGGUGUCUUUUUGCACAACAAAAUGUCAAAGAAUUAUCAGUAUUAUUAAUGUUUAUUGCUAUUUUCAACAAAGUGUAAAAAGUGGUAAAUGGUCUAUUUGUGUACAAGUUCCCCUGUUCAGGGUUCAUGUGGUGACAUUUUUAUAUUCUCUCCCCCCAGUGUUUUCAAAGAGAAGCAAAUCCUUCAGAAGGUUACCAGCGCAGAGCACCCAUUCCUGGUUUCCUUAUACGCCACAUUCCAGAGUGAGAAUCACCUCUUUUUUGUUAUGGAAUAUCUUCCUGGAGGUGAUCUGUGCCAUCUGCUCGAGCAUCAAGGAGCAUUUGAGGAAUCAAAAGCCAUGUUUUACACUGCCUGUAUAGUGCUCGGCCUGGAGGAAUUGCACCGGAACAAUAUUGUUCAUAGAGAUCUGAAACUGGAAAAUCUAAUGGUGGAUGUACAUGGCUAUCUGAAAAUCGUGGAUUUCGGCCUGAGCAAAGAUGGUUUCAGAUAUGGAGAUCGCAGUAAGACCCGGUGCGGAACAAACUGCUACAUGGCCCCAGAGAUCAUUGAUGAGAUGGCAUACAGCAGGGCCGUUGACUGGUGGGCCCUUGGGGUUGUGUUAUAUGUCAUGAUCAUGUUCCAGUUCCCAUUUGAUGCAGAAGAUGACAUGGAAUUAUUUGAGAGCAUCAGGAAUGACAAACCUGCCCUGACAGAGGAAUUGUCAGAGGAAGCUCAGUGCCUAAUACUAAGAUUACUGGAGAAGAAUCCAUGUCAUCGCCUCGGAUACAGCGAGGCCGGUGCUGAAGAGGUUAAAGCCCAUGAAUUCUUUGAAGAUAUUGAUUGGGAAGAAUUUCUUGAAAGAGAACUGAUGCCUCCAUUUAAACCAGAUGUCAGUGGCCUUACAGAGAGUACCAGGCAAUCUGAAUGCCAAGCCUGGGGAUUAAUGCCACCAGCUGAAGCGAUAUCACCAGAGGCACAAGAGCUAUUUGAAGGAUUCGACUAUUCAGCUGAGUGAGAGGCAAUUGCAAGGGGCAGAUAUAUGGCUGGAAAGGGCGGGUGGUGGGCCAGUCCAUAUACAAAUCAGAAGCCUCAAUGACUUAAAGUUAAUAUCAGAUGCCCCAAGUCAUCAGUUUCUGAAGGAACAGUCUAAUGGUGGCUCCAGAAUAUCUGUACAUCAGUCCUGAAGAGCAGAGUUCUGGACUGAGUUUGAAGAGACCCUGGCAUUUCAAAUACAAAGAGAUCCAAACAGCCUGACCUGAUUGUGAAGGAACAGCCUAAUGGUGGAACAGUAUCUGCAGGUGGCUCCAGAGUAUCUGUACAUCAGCCCUGAAGAGCAUUCAAGUCAUUCAAGUGUCACUGAGUGAGCUACAGACUGUUAGAAGGGGCAAAUAUAUGACUGAAACAGUGGGAGGAGCCACCAUAUAUCAGGUCUAGACUGAGAUUUAAAAGAGACCCUGGAAUUUCAAGCCAAACAGCCCCUUGUGGCAUUUGCCAGAAUCUACAGAUUGCCACUCUGGGCCUGCCCCAGAUACACAUGAGAAGCCUCAUCUGUACGAAAUGGAUAUCAGAUUCCCCGACAUCAACAAGUUGUGGAGGAACAGCCUAAUGGUGGAACAACAGUACCUGCAGGUGAGCCCACGUUCUUACAGAUAAACCCUUUAUAAGUUCAGUUACUAAAACACAAUAGUAGAUGCACAUGUUGAAUAAAAACAAAUAAUUGCACCAUUUAAAAAAAAAAAAAAAAUGUUUCCACAGCAAAAAUGUUGCAGAUUGUGUCGCCAUCUGUGUCAGACAAGAAAUAUCUACUACCAAGGUAAGAACCAACUCUCUUGUUUCACACCAAAUAUUUCAGGUCAGUCAGAAUGUAUUUUCAUAUUGGACCAACUUGUAUCUCAGGUUUAAUGGGCGUUUAGAUGAAAUUGCUGCUGUGUUUCUGUUUCUCAGGAGUGAGAUGGAGCGACUGCGGUCAAAGGAAAUCUCAUUGAGUUCUCCCCUGCGCUCUCCUAGGAACCCAGGACAGGAAGGAGCUGCUCUCAUAUAUUUCAAGUUUUUCAAAAUACAUUUUCUAUUAGAUCAACCUGGGUUAUAAUUAAAGGGGAACUACUGUAAAAAUUAAAAUUUAAUAUAAGUUUUAUCUUUUUACAUAUAAUAAGUAUGGUACUUGAAAUUACCAAGUUAUUCUUAACUAUCCCUCCAACUCCUGCAUGGAGAGAGACAGAUUGCUGAGAGGGGGAUAGAGAAGAAGACUUUGAUUUGUCAGAAACUGUUAAUAUUUGAAGUUAAUUACAUUUAAAAAGUUUCUUAUUACAAAAAGUGGAACCUGAUAUUUCAUUUUUACAAUAGUUCCCCUUAUUGACCAUUUAUAUGUAAUUCUUGCUGUUUGUUUCCAGGUAUGGGACGGAGCAGCUGCAGGGAAAGGAAAUCUCAUGUAACUCCCUACUGAGCUCUCUGAGGAACCUCGGCCAGGAAGAAGCCAUUGCUGCCGAGCUCCACCAGGCGUCUCAUCUGCAACCCAAUCCAGAAAUGGGGAGAAAUGACAGGAUGUGCUGAAGAGCCAUGCCACCGGAUUGAUAUGAGAAGUAAUCUAUGGGUGAUGCUGCAUUCACCGGCUGCCCUAUCCUGAUGGACCUGCGCAAAUGUCCCUUUUGCCUAUUUAUUACACCUAAAUUUAUAUUUGAUGAUAUAAGAACAAUGUAAUUUGUAAAAAUAAAAAAAGAACUGUUUUUGAA
Xenopus tropicalis (tropical clawed frog) is the source of this 2720-nucleotide messenger RNA. Its product is annotated as serine/threonine-protein kinase N2. The coding region runs from base 101 to 1006 and encodes 301 amino acids. The transcript has 7 exons. Gene Ontology annotation, molecular function: transferase activity; protein kinase activity; ATP binding. The record is from RefSeq and is a predicted model, not a curated record. Lineage: Eukaryota; Metazoa; Chordata; Amphibia; Anura; Pipidae.